AUGGGGCACCCGUCCGCAGACGCGCCUGCGUCCCUCUGGGCGGCCGCGCCCGCUGCGCCCGCUGCGCCCGCCGAGUCGGGUGAGACGAGCGGUGGUAACGUGGGCGGGGCGUUGAGGCAAAAUGAGGCCGCCGGCGCUGCCGAGCGAGAGGAGCGAGGCACGGGAGGAGGGCGCUCGGCGCCUCAGACCGACUCGGGUGACAAUCCAUGCUCCAUAGAGGUAAACACGUUGGGCAGAUGUGCAGGGGAACCCUCUUGCUCUGCUUCCCCUCCCUCUGCUGGCCUCUCCUCGUCCUCCCUUGUCUCUCCGCCCACGUCUUUUUCUGUCUCACUGUCUCCCGAUUCCCCAUUGCCUCCUGUCUCGCCCUCGUCUUCUCCGCCUGCGUCUUGUCUACCUUCUGCCGCACCUUCCUCGUCUACAGUGGAUGAAUCCAGUCUGCUGCGGGCUGCAUCCGAAUGUAGCGAAGAAGCCGGGAGGGAAGAAUCUCCUGGCUCUUCAAACGCCUGCACGACGCGUUGGAGAAACACUCAAGGGGCUGGGAGACGUCCCCCUACCUCGUCUGCGGAGUCUCCCUUUUUUUCGUCUCAUUCCCCCUCUGAAUUGCUGCCCCGAUUGCCUGAUGCUGGUUCGCCUUUGACGCGGCAGGAGCACCACGCGAGUAAAGGACAGGCCGACGUCAGCCAGGGGAGCUCGACAGAAUCGCUUCCCACGGAACCCCGUUUCAGCGAGGCCGCCCACGCCUGCGCAGCUGAUCUGGUUCAUUUCAUGAGUCGCGGUGGCGAAGAACAAGGAGAGCGAGUCGAGGGUGGCGACGAGAAGAGAGCCCAAGGGUGCAACUUGGCAGACUUCAGAGACUCCGAGUGCGAGCAAAUCGGUGCCGCCACGAAAUUGGCAGAAGGCAGAGAGAGCGAGGCAGAAGAUGUGUCGCCUUCGAGAGCGCUUGAGGGGGAGGAGCAGGCUCCGGCUGCGCCGGUUGCGUCAGCGGGGUACGAAAGCGAGGGGAGGGACGAAGACGGAUCAGAUUCACCCCCUCCGUCUGAUUCGUUGUUUUUCUCGCCUUCAACAGGUUUGUCGCCGCCUCAUGUGAGGAGCCCUCGAGAGGGACACGCCGACGAACGGCCAAUGGGCGCCGACGGAGGCGUGGAGGGGAGGUUGGCGAGCAGCUCUUCAGGGCAUGUGCAGGAGGCUCGGGCACGCGGCGCGCCAUCAGAGGCCACUGAGGGAGAGGGACAGCUGGAGGACCCGUUGCGUUCUGUGGCGGAGACAGCCCCAUGCAGCUAUCACGUUGCCGCCGGUGUAUCACGGAUAGAACCAAACAAUGUCGACUGUGAGCAGGGGGCGAAGGAGCGAGAGACUUCUCCUCUUCCGGACAGCAGACUCACUGAGACCAGCGACAGUCGCAGGCAGAAGCGCGCGGGGAGAGCGUCGCAGACGGACGGCCGCUCAGAAUCUCCGCGUUCGAGUUCAAAUCCCGAGGCGAAGGAGCAUCCGAGAGGUCACGAUACGGAAGCGACGCCACCCGGCGCGCCCGAAGCAGCCCCGCAGACAGUCGCGGCGGAAGGGAGGGCGGAGGAGGCUGAGGCGCGAGCAGGCGGCAGCGACCGCGAAGGAGGUGGCGAGGAAGAAGAGACAGAUGAGGACGAAGCAGAGGCGGGCGCUGGACUGGGCGAACCGCCUCGGUGGACGGAGUGUGACCGUGAAGGCGUCGCCUCGUUUUUCGACGUCUCUUCACGCGCAAAAGAUGGCAUCGUGGAUGGCGGCGGCUCGCGUCUCGUCUCCUUCCUUUCUCGCCUGUGGCCGUCUGAGCGGACCUCGCAGUCGCUGUCGUUCUCGGCAUCAGCAGAGGCGGCUCGCGUUGCGCGGCUGCCUGGUCCGGGACCGGAAGACGACGGCUGGCGUCAGCCCGCGACUGCGGCAGAAGGAGAAGAGAGUCGUGCCGUCGCCGCGUCGUGUCCAGCGCGUGGGACGGCAGAUUCGUCGUCGUCUGCCGCAGGCACAGGGAGCCUCGCGGAAGCGGCGGACUCGACGGUUUUCGAGGCUCAAGUACCCUGGAGAGCGCUGACGGCGCUCCGCCUUCUCAACCGCCGCCUGCACCGAGAGAAAUGCAGGGCAGCGAGCCGCGAUCUUGUCGAGCUCGGCUCGCCGCUGGAGCGACCGAGAGACACUGGGGGCGAGGACGAAGCGAGGCCGGCGGCCUCAGACGAGCAAGACGUGAGUGCGAGUGACUCUGUGAGGGCGACGGCAUUUUCUGCGAGUCGCUCUCCUAGCACACCGCCACAGGCACCACCCUCGCCGCCGUCUCAGGAGCCUCGUCUGAAUAUCUCGGCUUGCGCGUCGACCGCAGAGCAACGCCGAGGCAUUGUGGGGACUUCCGAAGGCGUGCUGCUCGUCUUCGACUGGUUCGACUCGUCUCACGAAGCGAAGGACACCGAGGCACUGUUGCCCUCGUCUUGUCCCCGUCGCCUGCACUCGACGGACGGCCGCGAAAGCUCGCCUCCGCGUGGUUCAGAGUUCCUCCCGCUUGUCACAAGUCCCCAGUUUCCGCGACGCAGACAGCGCGACCCACUCCCGCAUUCUCCAGUCUCCGCGUUGCGACGCGACCCCACAGGUUCGCCGCCGUGGACCUCCGCCUCACCGCCCGACGCCGGUUCGCCUCCGUGCAUGUUUCUCCUGUUGGGGCAUGCGGCGGAGAUUUCCGCGAUUUCGCCAGAUGUGGCGGGGCGGCACGUGGCCUCCUCGGCCCACGACGGGCGCCUUCUCCUGCACGCAGUUCCGUCGUCCCCGCCUGCGGGCUCCGAGGCCUUUAGCCCGUCGUCGCCGUCGCGAGCUGCGCAGGCCCGGGAAACUGCGUCGGGUGUCUCUUCGCGCAGCGCUGCAACCGCCGCAGGGAGCACCCGCGGCAGCACUCGACAGGAGGGCGCGUGGCGGCACACACGCACGCGGCCGUCCUUCGCGGCCGUGUCCGUGGGGUCGUCCUCCGCGUCUCCCACUGCCUUUGUGGCGCCGACUCCUGCGCCUGCCGCCAGGCCGCGGAGUUCGCUUGCGAGUGAACCGCCUCCUCAGGAGGGUGUGCGGCGGAUGAGCGUCGAGGGCGAAGGCGGCAGAAGCCAGCGGACGCAGAGGGCUGGCGGCUCAGCGCCACAAAGCGGCAGUUUGCCCCUGCACGCGAUGCAUCAAGUGACGUGCGCAGAAGACGAACAAGGCGGCGAGCAGUCUUCGCAGGAGGAGGGGAGCCCGGGGGCGUGUCUGAUGGAGAGGUGCCGGCAGACUGGGGCCCGACUGGCAAGCGGCAGCGCGUCCCCUACGGGCUCGGAAGUUUUUCUCGUUUCUCCUCUCUGGUCAGUUGUCUUGCCUCAGCCGCUCCUCUCCGUGGCUCUGCAUCCCUUCUACGGCAGCGCCGGAGAUGACUCUGUGGAGCUGAUGCAUCCGCGAGACUCCCCGCGCUACCUGCCAAAUGGCGAUACGCUCUUCGGCCCUUCCGACACUCUUGGAGGCCGCUCUCCUCCGCCGUCAAACCGAGGGAACUUCUCGAAAACCGCUGCACGGACUCACCGUUUCUCCUCGCUCUCUGCGCUGUCUUCCUCGAGCCGCCCCAGCGCGGCCUCCCGCGCGAGUGUCUCGGCGUCUUCCCCGCCGUGUGUGUCUCCUGCGCGGCAGGCCGUCAUCUGGGGCAGCGCAGACGGGAGGCUGGUGCUGCAUCGGCGUGGAUUCUUCUACUCAUCCAGCAGUGUGAUUCACGCAGGUGAAGGCCCGGUCGUCUGCGUCUCCUGGCGCCGCUCCCUCGUCGCGUGGGCAACGUCUCUCGGCGUGAAAGUGCUUGACGUCGACAUGCAGCAGAAGGUCACCUUCGUGCCCAAGUUGACUGCCUCCGCGGGACCCGGGCUUUUCGAGGGCGAGGGCAGACACGAAGGGGACACAGGGGCCGCUGGGGGGGCGCCAGGGGCCCCGGGUCGCGGCGGAAAGCCAGCUGUGGGUCGGAAGCUCGCCGCCAGCGGGAACGAGACUACCCGGGCGGAGCCCUGCCAGCUCGUCUGGGCUGCGGACGACGUUCUGUGCAUCGCGUGGUCCACGCUCGUUCGCGUCGUCUGCAUUCGUUCUCGAGAGAUGCUGGACGGCUCACAGUCGCCGGAAAUGGAGACUGGCGCCCCUCUCCAGCAGCGCCUGGCGGCGAAGGCCCCACACCAUGGGCUGCACGCAGACGCAGGAGACCCUGGGGCGCCAGCCGCGCGGGAGCUGGGCGGCGGACCGGCAGCUCACCUUGGGGCUGGGCAAGGUCGCCAAGGGCUGGUUGGCGGGCGUUCCGGCAGGAUCUGGGCCCGGGAGACAGGCGCCGCCCAGCUCGCGGUGGGCGGCGAGGCCUCCGGCAGCUCGAGUGGGGGGACCGGAAAAACUGUUGUUGUGAAGUUCGCCGAGGUGGUUUUGUCCCUCGCCUUCGAGUGGGCGAGCCCUUUGUGUGGCCUGCUCGUGUCGCCCGUAGGCAGUUCGCGCAUCUUUGACGAGCCUGAAGAGGAGACAAUCGACGGAGUGGAGGCGCAGUCCCUGUGCAGCUGGGCGGCAGUCCCAAGAGAAGGAGAGACGAGUGCGGACGGAGUAAGCCAGGGGGGGACGGGGAGGGCGGCCCUGCCUGAGGGCGAGCGAAGGUGGACGGCGGCCUGCAGAGAGGAAAGCCAGGGCAGCGGCCGCAUUCUGUUUGCCGCGCUCGCGCUUCCCCCUUUGCGCCACCAGACGACGGAGCUCUCAAGGAGGGUGAGCAGCUCAGCGGCCGCUGGCGAAAAUCACGCAGAGGAGCCCAAGUCGAGCGAAAGCGUGCGGGAGACUCUGGGCGCUUCUUCGCGCGCCGCUCUACGCGUUGUUCUCGUUGACACAGACGGGGAGGUUGUCCGGCGUGAGCCUCUGCAUCUGCCUCUGGGCGACAAAGACGCGUGGGCUCCCGAGCAGCCGGCAGAGCCAAUGAACGCGGGAGAUGAGAAGGCAUUGCCGCCUGGCGGGGCGUUCCAGAGCUGCGAAGCGGAAAAAGAGGAACGAUACAAGGCACUGCUCAACUGCAGUCCGCCGAGCGACAGAGAGGGAGAGGAAGAUGGAGCUGAUGGGUCGCCAGAGCAAAUUGGCAUUCAAAGGAUUCGCUACACGCGUGUAGCGAACGCCUUUUGGCUGGAAGGCGGCCUACUGACCAGGGACGCGACGAUGUGGAUAAUUCGGCCGCGUGACGAUGUAGACCGAGCGCUGGCGCUCCUGUCGGUGAACCGCCGUCGAUGCCCGACCUGGUUGGCGGAGGUCCUGCGCGUCGCAGGGCGCGUUUCUCCAAGCUUUCGGUCGGCCGUGUGCGGACGCGUCAUCGUGGAGAUGCUCAACGCGGGCCGCUGUCUCCUGGCGGCCUCGCUCGUCCCUCUUCUGGCAGCGGACCACGGUGACGCGACACCAGACUGGAUCGCCCUCAUUCUCCUCUUCCAUUCGUUUGCUGUACUGCACCUCCUCGUCCUGUUUUUUCCCUCGCCGUCUGGGCUUCCGGGUAGCCCGCGGUCGCCGUCUGUGCAGGCUCAGCCGCCGGCCUCCGUCUACGAGCUUGUUCUCACUCUCCUCGCCUGCUGUUCGCCGCGUGCCCUCCCUGGAGAGCGCGGAGGGCGGGGAGCCUCUGAGGCGCGAGGAGAGGACGGACGCGGCGCGCCGAGAGAAGAAGGCGCGAGGGAGCAGGCUAAGGUCAACGGCGCUGCGCGCCCGGCGCCGUCCUCACCCUCCGUACACACGCGCGCCCCCGGCUCCGUCGUGGCCUAUGCAGCGGCCUUUAGCUUCGCAGUUCAGCAGUGGCGGCUGCCAGCAGCCGCCACCCUGCGAGUUCUCAACCGUCUGCGAUGCUUCGUCUUUUGCCUCCAGCCGAUCGCCGAACGCGAUUUACCUGCAUUCACGCGCGCCAGGGUAGCGGAGGAGAACGAGAAGACCGGCGCGCCCGUUUCGCCCUCUCCCCCCACCUGCGCGACGGACAGUCGUCCCCUUCUCGCGCUGCUUUCUCCGUACUUCGAACAUUCGGUUCCUGCAGAGCCCUGCGCAGCAAACGAAGGCUCGCGGGAUUCGCACGCACUUGACAGUGCGCAGGAUGACGGUACCUCGAGCUCCCCCCAUGCGCAGAGGCCGAGUGUAGACGUCGCGUCGGAUGCUGAGAAUGCGCCUGAAAGCGACUCGCCGCGGUCAUCACAGGCGCGAACGCCUACUUGGGGAAAUAGCGGACUCCCAGCUGAAUCAUCGGAAGCAAUCGCGCGGCUACUGAACUUCCCCUGCACAGGGCUGUGUAGAGCGAAUCGCGCGCCGGACGCUGUGGAGCCUUGUGCCGCUUGUUGCGCGGCCGUCCUCUUCCUCGCUGUCACCCCGUCUUCUGCGUCUGGAGAAAAACCAGAGGAAAGCGCAUCGUCUCACGAGACAUGCCGGUCUGCUGAUUCUGCGUAUCUCUUUUCUCCACAGCCGCGCGCGCCUGGGGACGCGCGCCGAGAAGGCCUCAGUCUCUCCCGGCAGGAGGCCAGGCGGAGGCGUGUGUGUCUGCUGCGGGCCUCGGCAACUCUGGCGACCCAGCUGCUGCUUUUGGACGUCGCCUUCGACUCGCUGCUGCGCCUCCGCUCGCCCGAGGUUUUGUCGUUUCUGGCGAGCUGCGCCGCCCGAGCCGCGCAGGCUAGGGCCGCCGCGCUGACGCAGAGCCGCAGACAGCUCACUGUCUCGACGGCGGCGGGGAGUCCGCGCCCGCGGAGCAGCAGGUCGAGCAGCGCCCUCCACAGCAGCCUCUACGGAGGCUCUGCGGGCAGUCGUGUCUCCUUCGUGUCUCCGGGGGGCGGACCGUCCGCGGCGGGCGGCGUGGGGUCCGGGCUCAGCGGGGGGGGUGCCGUUCGCUGGAGCCCGACAGACAAAGGUGGCUCCUCCGCCAGCAACGGCAACGCGGUUCAGGGAGACGUCGACCGAGCGGCAUUCCACGAGGGAGGUUCAUUUGCCGCGGCCCGUCUCUCUGCGCAUUCUGCAGUGGAGGAUUUUUCCGGGGCCGACAGGGUCGGCGCGCGCCUCGGCGACCUUCAGGGGCUGCGGAAAGCAAGCGAAUUGCUCUCCGGAUGCCAUCCUAUCGACGAGACGCAUGCGGACGGCGAACGUGAGCGAGAAGAAGAGGCUGCGACGCUCGCGGCAGAGGCGGCGCUUCAGAAAGUCCCUGAGAGGGCCGCAGAACUUCUCAGAUUGAACGCGGUGCAAACGCUCCAGUUGCUGACCUAUCAAUGCCGAAGCGCGGAUCUCUGUCUCGCGGAUGUGUCACCGACUCGCGGCGACAUGAAGAGACAGACAUCCUCGCUGCAGGACUCUUCCGGAAUCGGUCAUGAUGGGGCGGAGAGGCUCGCACGCGGAGUCACCGCCCCUGAGUGGCGCAGCAGUGACGAAAGUGAGGCAAGCGGACAUCGCGCGGGCUCUGGCGACCGCACAGACUACGAGUCAGGUGCGAGGGGAGAUUUGUCUGAAGAAGGGAACACCGACGACGGUGCGCUGGCCUUCCUCUAUCCCGUCGCUGAGGUUGUGCAGGCUCUCCAACGCGCCGCCACUCCAUUCUGGCUCCACGCCUACCUCAAGGAGGUCUUCCAGGUUUGCCCUGCAGCGACAAGGCGCUACUACCCUCUUCAGCUUCGUCUCUUCUUGAAUUUCGCGCCGCACCUCCUGCUGUCUUUUCUGCGAGCUGCUGACGGAGGAUAUGAUUACAACGAAGCGUUGGCAGUCUGCCGAAGUGGGACGCGUCUCGCAGGCGAGCACGAGGCGUCGCACGUCGCUCUGGCUGCCGCUUCGCCGUGGGAUUCCCCUUCGCCGCGGCUGCCGCCAGCGCUGUUGCACUGCGAGGCCUUCUUGCUGGGGCGUUUGGGCCGCUUCGCCGAGGCGAUUCAGCUGACGCUUGAGCACCUGGCGGACAUUCCCGCCGCCGUGUCCCUCGCCUGGGAGAGCGCAGACCCGCGCGUCUGGGAGAUGCUGGUGGCGGCAGUCGUCGAGCGGCCCUGCUUCAUCACGGAGCUGCUGACGGCGCUGGAAGACCAUCUGGCUGCGUUCGAGGCGUAUUCACGGGACAAGGGGUUCUCAGCGCGGAGUCUCGAUGCGCUGGACUCCUCCCUCGUGGCAGGGCGAAUGUGCGAAUCAGAAAGGCUCGGCAAUGAUGGCGGUCCUCCAGACAACGUGAGCGGUGCCUGUGGCGGCGGCGGCGCGGCCUGGCUCCAGCGGGGCGACAGGAGACUGGGCGCGAGUGGGGGCGAGACGAUCUCCUUGAGCGAGCAACACGCGGCUGACGGAGCUGGCACGGGAAAAGUCACGGGCAGCUCGUGUCUUUCGGAAGAUUCCGAAGUGGCGAGUCCUUCGGAGACUGUCGAGGAAAACGGUCGCUCAGCGGAUUUCGGGUCCCCUCUUCUGUCGAACGAACACGCGUUGGAUCGCUCGUCUUUCGAGGCUGCGUCCGCGCCUGAGGCGCAACUGAGUAGUAUAAAUGCAGGUACGCUGAGGAUCGCUGGAGCUGAGUGCGAGGCGUCGGAGGUGAGCUCGAUCAUCCGGAAGGCAUCGUCCAUCUUGACGUUCUCCUCGUCAGAGAGCUCCCGGCGGGGGACGCUGGACGGCGGGGCGGCCGAGGCCGCUGCGCGAGCGGCGGCGGCGGUGAUUGCGCCGCUGGAGCUUCUGAAGCGACUCCCGUCGCAUGCGCUGCGCCUGGUGCCGAGGCUCGAGCGGCGCCUGGCUCGUCUCUUCGAGCAGAGGCAACUCCGGGACGAAUUCUGGGGCGCUGCUGAGCGAUGUCAAGAGCACGACCUGCGCGACUUGACUGUUCAGCUGUUUCGCCGCAGACGGCGAGGAGUUGCCGUUCGCCCGGAGAGCUUGCGGCAGAGAGAGGUGGAGAACGACGGUGGCGAGCGCCGCGGCGACGGACGCAGAAGGGAACGGCGAAGGACUCGGCAGCUUCUCGAAUUAGUUCGCGAUAGACUCAGAGAGUUCAGAGGAGGAGAGGCCGAAGGCGAGAGGGAGGAGGACGGCGACGCCGCUGGCCUCAGCGGAGACGCCGGCAGCAUCUGUGAAGCUGGGGACGGCGGUGUAGACCGGCUGCAGUGGAGAAACGGGCGGCAUAGUGUCAACGAUGCUUCCAGCAGGAAAGCAGGUUCCACGUGGGAGCCUGCGCUUAGUCUUUCGACCAAACCCAACGGCCCAGACACCGGCAUGCGGAGACACUCUAAAGGGGACAAGACGAGGAGCGCCGGACGGUCAUCGUCUGACGAGCUGGAAGAAGACGGAGAAGCCGCGGCGGCGAUGGCAGGCCAGGGGCGACGAGAGACUGGCGCAGCUGAACAGACGGAAAACAGUAAACGACGCCGGCACCAGAGUCUGUUUCGCUCAUUUCUCUUCCCAGGAGGCGGCGGCGGAUCGAGCGGCCGCGCGGCGCCCGCGGCGGGGGCCGCGCCCCGCGGGGCCCGCAAGUCUCGCAGUCUCUUUUCGGGGGGGCUAUCCGCGCGGCCUGCGGCGGACUCGGUCGAAGGGCAAGACGACGCGCAUUUAGAUGCCUCUGGCGGCUGCGCGCAGACAUCUAGAGACGCACGAGACGCUGCGGAAGACCUGGGUAAGAGAGGGGAGGCGCCGCAAUCGAACCAGACAGCUGGCGACAGCUGCCGGUCGUCGGCGAGGAAAGGUGACGAGGAGAGAACCGAGGCGAGGCCUACUGGAAACCAGGAGACGAAGAAAGGCGUCCAGUGGCUCUACCUGGAGAAGGAAGGCGCGGAGCCAGGGAAGGAGGUGUCUGUGGGUCAGAUGCGACGGGCGGAGAAACUGCUGCAGCACCUCUACGAGACGCGGGAGGCCCUGGGACGAGCCGCAGAUGCAAGCUGUGCAUUCGCGCCGCCGGAAACCCGCUGCGUGAUCUGUACCUACUCUGUGGGGUGCCCGCCUGGCUCGCGCGUCGAGUGGCGCUGCGCGUCUGGUGUCUCCCCAAAAGGCCCGUUGAAGGCGGCUUCGCCAGAGGCGCCCGGGGCUCUCCCUACUGCGGCCUUACCGGCUUCUUUCUCUAGUGUGUUCCCUUUGGAGAGGGCACCGGAGGUCUCCCUCUCCUCGGGCGCAUGCUUCAAAGGCUCCGCGCCGGACGACGCUCCGGGUGGUGAGGAGAAACCUACAGCAGCGGUUGUGUUUUUCUGCGGCCAUACAGCGCAUCUGGAGUGCUGCAUCGCAGCGAAAGAAUGCGAUCCUUACUGGCCAACGGGCGCGAGCUCGAGGCCUCUUGUCUCCCUUGGGUUUCGCCAGCUGAUCUCCGCGACGCCCCACGGUGUCUCCGCGCGGGCGCCGGGUGCGGGCCCGUCUCCGCGCCGCAGCCGCCCGUGGGCGCUUGGGCGCGGUCGCCAGGACGGAGCCAGAGACAUCGACCCCUGGACAAACGAGGUGCGACGGCCGGAUGACCCAGCGCGAGAACAAGAGAAAGUGGAUGCCCUUCCCAGCGAAAGUAUUUUCGCUUGCCCCGUCUGCCAGCAGACGCCUCUGACGUCGUGGACGGCUGCGUGGAGUCGCUGCGGCGAGCGAGGUGAACGAGGCUUCGAGAGCGAGGCCCGAUGCGCGCAUCCGCUUGAUCUGACCGCCGGCUUAUAUCACGACGAUUCCGCGCUCUUCGCAGUCGAGUUAGCUGCCAAACGGAAAGCAAUUGGCGGUUCGUCCCUCGCCUGCGCUCGUCUCACGCAGCAAGCGUCACGGUGUGACCACAGAGAGGGCGGAGCCUAG
This is a messenger RNA of Besnoitia besnoiti, 10737 nucleotides long. RefSeq lists its product as uncharacterized. The record is from RefSeq and is a predicted model, not a curated record. NCBI's taxonomy places the organism in Eukaryota, Apicomplexa, Conoidasida, Eucoccidiorida, Sarcocystidae. The transcript is spliced from 3 exons. Bases 1 to 10737 code for a protein of 3578 amino acids.